UAUGCAAACUUACCGAAUAGUAAAAACGUUUAUGCUUACAAACCCGCCGUUCCCCUCAGUGCUGCGCGUCCGUCUGCUGUGUCCUUCCUGCCCAGCUCCGGUUAGAGUCGAUCUGAGGCUCGGACUCGGUCAGGAGUGAGGUGAGAGCUUGCCCAGAGUGCAGCACCAGGGGUCCUCGUCUAGAAUCAGUGACGCUGACAGCAUGGUGAGACUUGGUGGCCUGAGGAAGACUGGGAAGAGAUCGUCCCUCUGAAAUGGAGGAAAGGGGUUGACUGCUUAGAGCCCUGUUGGGGCCUCUGCCUGUUAAUUACGUCUCCUGUUUCCAAGGCUGGGCACAGACUGGGGGUUUAGGGGUGGGGUGUUCUCCUGACCCCUCAGCUGCAUGCCCAGCACAGGCAGUCCAGUGCAGUAGCCCAGACAUGCACAUGCAUGUGCACACAAGCAUGCACACACAGUAACCAGCAAGCCAGGAGGUCUCAGCAGAGGCCCGUGUGUGAUGCUGUGAACUCCCAGAGGAGAGGAGCUUGUUGGGGCCUGGAAGGGUGGGUCAGGCUCGGACUGUGGAGUAGGGCAGGCUAAAGGGCUUGGAGGCCCUGGACGUGAGGCCUGGUCUGAGCACAGGCGUGGAGGUCAGUCUGGGGACUCAUGCAGGCUGGUACAGGAGAGAGGUUCCUGAGGCAGAUAACGCCAUCAGCACUACUUAAUGUGACACUCAGAAAGCCUGGCCUUCAGCCAUGGAGUCGCCUGUGCAGAUGUGAAGGUAAACACCACCGCAGGGCUGUUCUCUCGUCCCCGUCUUGACUUCCCACUCUGGCAUUGUCUUGUGGCCUCUGUCUUGGCUGUCUGUAGCACCAACUUGGAGAUACAUGAGUGUUUAGACAGGUUCUCCGGUUACCCAACUGAAAUCCAUUCUUGGAAAGUUCAUGUAAAUCAUUUUACAGUCCUGAACCUUCAGGAUGUCACGUUGUUUCUGUGUAUAGAAGUCACGCGUGCGUUACAGGAACACACAGUGUAGGAAGCCAGGGUCCUUCCCGAGUCACCCCUCCACACCCCUGCUUUCAUGCACCUUUCCCAUCAUGUUGGUUUUGGACAUGGCCACGUCUUUUUGCAAGGCUGCAUUAGGUUUUCCAGUGCCGUUACACUGUCGUCUGCUGACCGGAUAUUGUGGAACUGUCCAGAUGGCUUGCAGUCGACAUCCUUUAUUUAAUGAUCUCUGCGCCCGUGGAUAGGUGUUCUGUGGAAGGAGGGAGCUCCGCUCUCUGCUUAUUGAUUUUAUUCCUUCCCACUCACUGCCCACUGCUAGACCAUGCUUGCUGCAUCGGAAACCAGCAUAGAGAAGAAGUGUUUGGGCUGUGAAUGUAGGCUAAAGAGAGUGAGUUCUUCCCCUACGAAUUCCACUUCAUUUGUGGAAACCUGUUGGCCGGCUCACACCCUGGGAAGCAGUUGCCCUGAUGAAGGAAGAUCUUAGGUGGGGGAGGGGACCCCAUGGACAAUCCUCCACAGUUUCAAAAAACAAUGUUUUUAUGCCAUCAAGCUUCUGCGAGCCAUCUGCAGGCAAUUCCGACUCAGACCCAGAGGAAAGGAGCAGUGGCUUCCGGUUGAAGCCGCCAACGCUGAUCCAUGGCCAAGCCCCCAGCGCAGGUCUGCCAAGCCAGAAGCCCAAGGAGCAGCAGCGGAGCGUGCUUCGCCCGGCAGUGUUACAGGCUCCGCAGCCAAAGGCACUGUCCCAGACUGUCCCCAGCAGUGGCACCAACGGGGUCAGCCUCCCAGCAGACUGCACGGGGGCAGUGCCAGCAGCAUCCCCUGACACUGUUGCACGGAGAAGUCCUUCUGAAGCUGCCGAUGAGGUGUGUGCACUUGAGGAGAAAGAGCCCCAGAAAAAUGAGUCCAGCAAUGCCUCUGAAGAGGAAGCCUGUGAGAAGAAAGGCCCCGCCACACAGCAAGCCUUUGUGUUCGGGCAGAACUUGAGGGACAGAGUUAAGCUGAUCAAUGAGAGCGUGGACGAAGCUGACAUGGAGAAUGCUGGACACCCCAGCGCAGACACGCCAACCGCAACGAACUAUUUCCUUCAGUAUAUCAGUUCCAGUUUAGAGAACUCAACCAAUAGUGCCGACGCCUCCAGCAACAAAUUUGUAUUUGGCCAGAACAUGAGCGAACGAGUUUUGAGCCCCCCAAAAUUAAACGAGGUCAGUUCAGAUGCCAACAGGGAAAAUGCAGCUGUCGAGUCAGGGUCUGAGUCCUCGUCCCAGGAGGCCACCCCUGAGAAAGAGUCCCUGGCCGAGUCGGCAGCCGCCUACACCAAGGCAACAGCGCGGAAGUGUUUGUUGGAAAAAGUGGAAGUCAUCACCGGGGAGGAGGCGGAGAGCAAUGUGUUACAGAUGCAGUGCAAGCUGUUUGUCUUCGACAAGACCUCACAGUCCUGGGUGGAGAGAGGCCGGGGGCUGCUCAGACUCAAUGACAUGGCAUCCACGGACGACGGCACGCUACAGUCCCGACUAGUGAUGCGGACCCAAGGGAGCCUGCGACUGAUCCUCAACACCAAGCUCUGGGCCCAGAUGCAGAUCGACAAGGCCAGCGAGAAGAGCAUCCGCAUCACAGCCAUGGACACCGAGGACCAGGGCGUGAAGGUUUUCCUGAUCUCGGCCAGCUCCAAGGACACGGGUCAGCUGUACGCAGCCCUGCACCACCGCAUCCUGGCCCUGCGCAGCCGUGUGGAGCAGGAGCAGGAGGCCAAGAUGCCCGCGCCUGAACCUGGGGCAGCCCCGUCCAACGAGGAGGAUGACAGCGACGAUGACGAUGUCCUGGCUCCUUCAGGGGCCACCGCAGCUGGUGCUGGCGACGAAGGGGACGGGCAGACGACCGGGAGCACAUAGCGGCCGGGAGCCCGGCUGCACACCAGGCUGCUGCUUUGUCCGUCUGUCCGCCCGCCCACCCGCCCCCACCCCACAGGCAGCGUCCAGGUGCGGGGCCGGGAACCACACACCCCGCUGGGCCGGCCACAGUCUGGACCCGCACGUCCUGUUCAAAAGCAGACUCGGGAACUGCCUGAAUGUGGUUUGGGACAUGAGACCUCAUCAUAUUGAUGAGCAAAACAAACAAGAACAUUUCCUCCCUCCCCUCCUUCGAAUUGAAAUGGCACAUUAAGACUUGUCACGGCUUCUCACUGGGACUGGAGACCUCGUUCCUUCACCCUGCGUGUCGCCAGCCUCUGGGUCCAGCCAGAGCCCCUGGCUUCUCCGCUGCCCACACCCUUCCCUCCCUGCUGCGGGGCCCCGCCCUUGUGGGGAGCAGCUGGCCCUCUGCCCCUGCCUGGGGCUCCCCGACUACAGUCCUGGGACCCCCGCCCAGCCUGGGGACUGCUCUGAGUGUAGACACUGGGCCCAUUGGACAUGCUGUUAACUACUAUCUUCAUUUCCCACUUCCCCUCUCUGAUUGGGGGUGUAUAUUUUACAUCUGUUUUUCUUUUUAUUUUCAAAGGCUUUGUUUUGGUUUCUUAGGUUAAGAUGCUCUCAAGCGUUGAGCAGGCACAGCUCCGUUGAGGUCCCUGUCCCCCACCUGUGGUUCUGGCCUCUGAGGUUGGGGGGUCACUUGUUUCCCACCCCAGGUACCUCCAGGCUGAGUCACAGGGUGAUGAGGAGUUGGGGCCCUGUCUGUCCUAGGCCUGGAGAGUACCUAUCUAGGAAAAGGUCACUGGACCUGGAAGGGUCCCCAGGGUCCCCUGACUCCUGUCUCCAUCUGUGACGUGGUUCACCAUCAUCAGGCACCAGGCGCAAACUGCUUCCGCUGUUGGCCAUCCCUUCCCCAGCCGCAGGUGUCACUGCCCCCAGGACUGUCCAGGGCCAGGGGCCUCUGAGAGGCAGAGGGGUACCCUCACCAGGUCUUGGUGGAAGAGCCAGGGGGCUGGUCCCAGAAUAGGCGGUCUCACAAGCACGCAGCACACUGGAGUGGACGCCUGUGCCCACCUGACCCUGGGGUGUGGCCAAGAGCCAGCUGGCACCACCCACCUAGGGAAGCUGAGGAGGAGGUCCCCUGGGCACAGGGCCUCUUUGGGACUUCAGAGGAAAUCUCCCAGCCCCACCCUCGGAGGGUUAAGAGAAGACCUCCUGCAGCUGUGCCGCCCACACCUCUUGGUCGCCAGAGCCCUGGCCCACAGCCCCCAGCAAGCCUGAGCCAGGGAAGAACCAGAGGCCCUCCCGAGAGACCCAGUCACACGUCUCUGCUUUAAGCCUUAGCCAGCUAGUGACGAGUACAACGAGAUAACGCCCAUGUGUUUUGGAACAUUUAUGUAAGAUUGUCAUAUGAAAUGUAUUUGGGAACUACAUUAAACUUUUAACUAAAA
Cercocebus atys (sooty mangabey) is the source of this 4339-nucleotide messenger RNA. It is a transcript of the gene RANBP3, whose product is annotated as RAN binding protein 3. Bases 1452 to 2873 code for a protein of 473 amino acids. The transcript has 15 exons. Lineage: Eukaryota; Metazoa; Chordata; Mammalia; Primates; Cercopithecidae. Gene Ontology annotation, biological process: protein export from nucleus. Gene Ontology annotation, cellular component: nuclear pore; cytoplasm. Gene Ontology annotation, molecular function: GTPase activator activity. The record is from RefSeq and is a predicted model, not a curated record.